Messenger RNA from Microdochium trichocladiopsis, 1758 nucleotides. Its product is annotated as alpha-glucosidase. Bases 1 to 1758 code for a protein of 585 amino acids. The record is from RefSeq and is a predicted model, not a curated record. Gene Ontology annotation, molecular function: alpha-amylase activity. Lineage: Eukaryota; Fungi; Ascomycota; Sordariomycetes; Xylariales; Microdochiaceae. Gene Ontology annotation, biological process: oligosaccharide catabolic process. The transcript has 5 exons.
AUGUCACCUUACGACCUUGUUAAGACCGAGCGUGUGUGGUGGAAGGAAAGCGUUGUAUACCAGAUCUACCCGGCUUCCUUCCGUGACGUGAGUGGAGAUGGCCAUGGCGACAUUCGUGGCAUCACGGAGAAAUUAGACUACCUGAAAGAUCUUGGAGUAUACAAAAGCCCCCAAGUCGACAAGGGCUACGAUAUAUCCGAUUACAAGGAUAUUGAUCCGCUGUACGGCACUCUGGCACACGUCGACGAGCUGAUCAAGGAGCUUGCACGGCGUGACAUGAAGCUUAUCAUGGAUCUCGUGGUUAAUCAUACCUCAGACCAGCACGAGUGGUUCAAAGAGUCAAGGUCGUCCACCAAUAACCCCAAGAGGGACUGGUACAUCUGGAGGAAGGGUAAGGUGGACGAGAAGGGCACGCAACGCCCCCCGAACAAUUGGUGCCGUACCUUGGACACUACCCAGUCAGCAUGGGAAUACGACGCGACGACUAAGGAAUACUACCUCUCCCUCUUCUCCAAGGAGCAGCCCGACCUCAAUUGGGAAAGCACGGAAGUCCGAGCGGCCGUGCAUGACAUCGUCCGCUUCUGGCUGGACCGGGGCGCCCGCGGAUUCCGAAUGGACGUCAUUGACCAUAUUUCCAAGGUUCAGGAGUAUCCUGAUGCCAGGAUCACAAUUCCUGGUCAAUACUACCAGCCUGGUGGCGACUUCUUUGCAAACGGGCCGCGGCUCUCGGAGUUCCUACACGAGAUACGUCAGAUACUCGACGAGUACGAUGUCAUGACGGUCGGCGAGAUGCCCUUUAUUAACAAUGAAGAUGAGAUUAUCCGCACCGUCGGAAGGCAAGGAUCACUCGACAUGAUCUUUCUAUUUGAGAUACUCAACAUGGACAACCAGCCAGGCCGCUCAAAGUGGUCGUACCAGGAGUGGGAUGCUACCGACAUGGCGCGGAUCCACGCGCGUAUCCAGCGGCUGAUGAUUGAGAAGGACGGCUGGAACGCCAUCUUCUGCGAGAAUCACGAUUCGCCUCGAGCGCUAUCUAGGUUCGGCGACGACAGCGCAGAAUGGCGGGAGUAUGCGGCCAAGAUGAUAUGUGCUAAAAGCAUCGCGCUCGGUGGAACAGAGUACAUCUACCAGGGCCAGGAGCUAGGCAUGAGGAAUAUUCCCUCUGAUUGGCCCAUUGAAGAGUACAAGGACGUGGAGACUCAGAACUAUUGGAACUAUGCGGUCAAGCAGUACGCCAACAACCACCGCAGGCUAGAAUAUGCUCGCAGGCUGAUCCAGCUCAAGGCUCGUGACCACACACGCACCCCCAUGCAGUGGGAUGCCACGCCGCAUGCUGGGUUUUGCGAGCCAGCCGUCAAGCCGUGGAUGCGGGUCAACGACGACUACCCCAUCAUCAAUGUCAUGACACAGAAGCACAACCAGCACUCCGUUCUCUCGUACUAUAAGCGCUGUCUCAAGUUUCGCAAAGAAUACCGAGACGUAUUUAUCUACGGCGGGUUCAAGAUCCUCGACCCCAACAACAAGGACGUGGUAUCCUUUCUCCGGUUCUCCAAGAGCGAAUGCUGGAUAAGCAUUUCAAAUUUUACGGGUAAACAUAUUGAGUGGAAGGGCCUUGAGGAUAUUAGGGUUGAGGAAUGGGUACUUGGAAACCAUCCGUUCGAGGGACCUGUCGGAAAUAUCUCGGAUCGCAUCGUUCACUUGAGGCCCUGGGAAGGCGUUAUUGGAAGGUGUGCAAUGCCAAGCUGGCUAUCUUCCUAG